Molecule: messenger RNA, 1344 nt
Organism: Pisolithus orientalis
Lineage: Eukaryota; Fungi; Basidiomycota; Agaricomycetes; Boletales; Pisolithaceae
Product: Met-10+ like-protein-domain-containing protein
Exons: 10
Coding region: 1-1344 (447 amino acids)
Biological process (GO): mitochondrial tRNA methylation; tRNA N1-guanine methylation
Cellular component (GO): mitochondrial matrix; cytoplasm
Source: RefSeq, a predicted model, not a curated record
AUGCAGCAACUUGCAAUGGACAUGUCGCCCCCUAUACAUCGGUGGAUGAAGGACGACUUGGACAGAUCAGUUUUCCAGAAAUCAAUCAUGGUCCUUGCAGCCCGUAUCCCAGCUCAGAAGACCACUACAUUUUUGAAAUCAGAUGUAUUGCGAAGGUACAUCGUGGAUGUACCCAAGAUCCGUAGCGUCGUGUGGGAUCCAUCCGACAUGCAGGGCCGACGCUUGCUGUUAUUCAAGGUCGCGACGGAAGCCGCCCUGUCGUCGGAAGCACGUAUAUUUCUGACGGAGCACUCGGCUGAACUCGUCGACCACACGAUCCACUUGAACUACGACUAUUGGACAGCAGACGACAUCUUGCAAGCUGUACUCCCUGAGGAGCUGCUCGACGGCUCUCCGACAGGUUUCUCUAUAACCGGACACAUCGCGCACUUGAAUCUUAACAAAGAGUACUUACCGUACAAGAAGAUAAUAGGCAAAGUCAUUUUGGACAAAAAUCCAGCCAUCAAGACCGUCGUAAAUAAGAUCGAUAGCAUUGACACUAAAUUUCGAUUCUUCAAGAUGGAACUACUCGCUGGCGAGCCUAAUUUUAUCGUAGAGCAUCACGAAUCCAAUUGUCGCUUUACCUUUGAUUUUUCCAAAGUUUACUGGAAUUCCCGGUUACACACGGAACACGAUCGUCUUGUCCAACUUUUCAAGCCAGAAGACGUUGUUGCGGAUGUUUUUGCAGGCGUUGGACCUUUCGCAAUACCGGCCGCCAAGAAGGGAUGUGCUGUGCUGGCGAACGAUUUGAACCCGGACAGUGCGUAUUUUUUAUCGACGAACAUUGUUAAAAAUAACGUGGUCGACUUGGUCCGUGCUAGUUGUGAAGACGGUCGUGACUUCAUCCGAAAUGCGGUCUUCAACGUCAUGGAGAACCCGUUUCCUCCAUAUUCUGGACCAAAGCUCAGCCGGCUCAAGGAAAAACAGUCACGUCGUGAUCAACAAGCACCGCUUCAAACUCCUACUCUGCCCCCAAGGAAGGUCAUUACGCGCUUUGUUAUGAAUUUACCCGAUUCCGCCUUAGAUUUCUUGGAUGCUUUUCGGGGUAUAAUGGUCUCACGAGACGGGACUGGAGAAGGACCAGGCAGGCUAUACGAUGCUAUGCCAAUGAUCCACUGCUAUUGUUUCACACGGGAGCUGGAACCGGUCAAAGCGGAAGCGGAUAUAAGGCUGAGAGUGGAGGCAAAGAUUGGGCACAAAAUUGAGGAAGAUGUGGACUUGCACUUGGUGCGAUCAGUUGCUCCGAACAAGGACAUGUACUGCAUUAGCUUUAGGUUGCCGCGCUCUGUGGCUUUUGCGCGGUAA